GGGGGUUGUUGAGGGAAAAAGUACCAGUGAGUGAGGUCAGCAGCAUAGCAUGAGUCAACCUUGGGGAUGUAUGCAGUCAUCAUCAUCAUCAUCAUCGCAGGGCUGUAUUGUGCGGGCCCGCUGCUGGCCGCACAGAGCUGCCACUGUGCGAUCCUGCGGGCGAGGAGCAGCUCUCAUGACCAACACAGGUGUUGCCCAUGAAUGAGAAAAACACACAGACUUCUUCAGAUCUGCUCACCCCAGGCCAGCGACCUCUGACAGGGUCACAAAGAAGUCCAGAGGGGAGGAGAAGAUUAUCCUGGUUGACCUUUCUACUGCUCACUCUGAUGUCAAUGUAAUUUGAACAAUUUAUUAAACAAGUGAUCCAGUGGAACAUUAUUAGCUGGUUUGGUGGGGAAUAUUUAUCAGAUUUCUUCAUGCCCGUCAUGAGUGUACCCACCCAGCAGAAACCCAGCGCCAAGAGAACGGGCAAACGCAUCACAUUUUUCCACGAUCAGAGCAUAGCAAUGAAGGAAACGUCUCAGCACCCUGAAGGGUCCUACUAUGUCCCAGGUGGCCCUGCCUCAGACCCCGGACAGAGUGAGGCUGCAAGUACUGUGACUUCAAAUCCAGAGGCCCCUCACAUGUACCUUAACUCUGUUAUCUUCAGCCCAGACAAAGGGGACCAGAGCAGGGGUCAUUAUCAGCAGACUGUGCCUAUGAAGUGGGCCCACCAGGAGCCGGCUCAGCAGCAGCCGUCUCUGUCCCAGCAGCAGAGAGCCGCCUCCUGGAAUACCAUGACAAACUGGGGACAAAACUUUGCAAAUUACAUAGGGGGUGUAAACGUAACAGACUCAAGGACCCAAAAUGCAUUUGUAAAAUCAAUGCAUGAGCCUUCUGGCGUACAGCCGAAUCAACAGCCCCCUAACAGAGCUGCAGAAAAGCAGCCUCCGGGUCCUAACCCUGCAGGCGAAGCAUACAGGGAUGCUGUUAAGGCUCAGGGCCUGGAUUGGGAGCAGCAGCAGUCCCAGGCCUUUCCGGAGACGUUGAAACCCGGGGCGCUGAACCCCCAGCAGCACAGCACGUCUCACCCCGGAGGAAGCUCAGUCUUGCAGCCCUUUCAGUUGGCCUUUGGGCAGCCCAAGCAGCACCUGCCGGCGUACUACCAGGCCUUUCAGGCCAACAGGACAACGCUACCUAACCCACCCAACUACCCAACACAAGCAAAGCCCCCUCCCCAGUUGCAGCAGUUGCAGAAGCAAGAGCAAAUACGGCAGCAACAACAGCAUCACAUACUCCAGCAGCAAAUUCAGCAGCAGCACCAUCAACAGAUGCAGCAGCAACAAAUAAUUCAGCACCAACAGCACGUACAGCAGCUUCAGCAGCAGCAACAAAUGCAGCAUGAGCAGCAGCAACAAAAGAUACAACAGCAGCAGCAGCUCCAAAUUCAGCAGCAACUGCAACAUCAGCAGUUGCAACAACAAAACCCUCAUGUGCUUGACUAUUAUCCCGCUGCACAAAAUGCACACCCGCAGCCACAGCAUUUGGUGGUACACUCCCAGGAGUCCUCGGCCCCAGAUCCCUCGAAGAUCCAGGAGCCAAUUAUCCAGGACAUCACCCCAGAACCCCUGGAGCCUUCGGAUCUGCUGCCGCCCAUUCUUCACCCUGAACCCCCAACGCAACCCCAGAACCAAUCCCAAACGCAGCUUCGUAGAUCGCGACGGCUCUCCAAGGAAGGCGGGGCGCCAUCCGACAACCCUUUUCUUUCGGUUUCUUCGGAUCAGGCUGUUCCUGGAGGGCCGCAGGGCUCCCAGAACGGGGCCUGUGACAUCCAGGCAGCCCCGACGGGCGUCAUCCAGAGCACACGGAGGAAACGCAGGGUGUCCCAGGAGGUCAACCUGGAGACUCUUGCUCAGAAGGCCUCGGAAAUGGAGUCUCUACCAUCCCAUAUUGCAAAGGAAUCCCACCGCUCGUGGAGUCCCACUCAGACAGGGGGUAUGAACACCAAGCGGCCUCGAGACGACAGCCUCCUUCCCCUCGUCAUCCCCGUGUCCGUUCCCGUGCGAAGGCUGGACCCCUCCUCUCCGGACAGAGAUGAUUCAGCGCUGGCCUCCACCUGGCCCCAGAGACCUUUAAACCCCCAGGACUUCGGGCGCUCCGACCACAAGCCCUCGGUCAUCGUCACCCGGAGACGCUCCCUCAGGAACUCGUUGUCAGAGAGCUCAGAUCAGAAUGGAAGAAGUGAAGGAGAGCGGGACGACGACGGCAAAAAGUCUAAACGGCGUCCCCGGCCUGAGCCUCUUUUCAUCCCGCCGCCUAAACCUGGUUUAUUCAUCGCCCCUCCCAUGUACUCCAGCAUGACACCCUACCAGAGCCACCUGCGCUCCCCAGUCCGCCUCGCUGAAAACCCCUUCUCCAUCCCCCCCUACACCCCCCCGCCCAUCCUCAGCCCUGUCCGAGAGGGCUCCGGCCUCUACUUCUCCACCUUCCUGUCGUCGGCUGCAGCCAGCGCCCAGGGCCUGCCGCCUCCUAUCACCCCCAAGUCUGCAACACGCAGCCUGUUGCGCUCCAACAGCUGUGACAUCACACCACCCGUUCUGUCGGCUAUCGGAGAGGCCACUCCAGUCAGCAUAGAGCCGACUUUUUUGGUGUCCUCCGCGAACCAGGGUCUUGAAACCAAAAUGGCACACUGUGAGUCUACAGAGCAGAUUUUGUCUCACUUUGGCUUCAGUAAUGAGAGCCAGCUGACGGUGGAGCAUCUGGGGCGGAUCUGCCCCGCGGUGCUGACCCAGGUCCUGCUGCCCUCCUGCCCCUACACCGGCUCCAAGACGCCGCUGCCCCAAGACUACUCCGUGUGGGGUUACGGGUUUCUGUCCGUCACUGUGAUCAACCUGGCGUCUCUGCUCGGCCUCUUCCUGAUCCCCUUCACCAAGAAGCCAUAUUUCCCCAAACUGCUGACCUACUUCGUCGGCCUCGCCAUCGGGACGCUCUUCUCCAACGCUGUGCUGCAGCUCAUACCCGAGGCGCUUGGUUUUGAUCCCAAAUUGGAUAACUAUGUGGAGAACGCAGUUGGAAUAUUUGGAGGCUUUUAUCUCCUGUUCGUUGUGGAGAAGGUACUGAAAAUGGCUCUCAGGUUAGACGAAGAGCCGCCGCCCCCCCCAGCCUCCAAAAUCCGCUACGACACCAACGCACGUAAAACCAGCCCCCCCGCAGCCAACAAAGCCUCAGCUGUCCCGGAGGGAGAGUUCCCCUGCAAGAAAUGUGGCAGGGUUUUCUUCAAGGUGAAGAGCCGCAGCGCCCACAUGAAGAGCCACGCCGAGCAGGAGAAGAAGGCGGCCGCGCUGCGACAGAAGGAGGCCGAGGAGCGGGCGGCGAGCGAGGCGGCCGCUGCGUUCGCCGCCCGGCAGAACGGGGCGCGGCAGGGGGGGGACAGCACCAACGACGAGUCGUCGGGCGAGGAGGACAAGGACGAUAAGGACUGGAAGUAAGACUGACUGAAGCGAGGCUUUACUCUCUGGGACGGGACGAGGAUUUAAAAAGGAGAAACCCCUCCUGUGUAUAUGUCGUGGGACAAGAAGACUUCCGUUGCUUGGCACAUUCAGGGACAGAUUUACUCCCGAGUGAGUGAGUGAGUGUGUGUGUGUGUGUGUGUGUGUGUGUGUUGUAGCUCUGAGAGU
Messenger RNA from Notothenia coriiceps (black rockcod), 3656 nucleotides. RefSeq names its product mitotic deacetylase associated SANT domain protein b (gene mideasb). Bases 417 to 3467 code for a protein of 1016 amino acids. The transcript has 11 exons. Gene Ontology annotation, molecular function: monoatomic cation:bicarbonate symporter activity; zinc ion transmembrane transporter activity. The record is from RefSeq and is a predicted model, not a curated record. NCBI's taxonomy places the organism in Eukaryota, Metazoa, Chordata, Actinopteri, Perciformes, Nototheniidae. Gene Ontology annotation, biological process: intracellular monoatomic cation homeostasis; zinc ion import across plasma membrane. Gene Ontology annotation, cellular component: plasma membrane.